Messenger RNA from Eupeodes corollae, 6199 nucleotides. RefSeq lists its product as uncharacterized. Gene Ontology annotation, molecular function: DNA-binding transcription factor activity; sequence-specific DNA binding. NCBI's taxonomy places the organism in Eukaryota, Metazoa, Arthropoda, Insecta, Diptera, Syrphidae. The transcript is spliced from 9 exons. Gene Ontology annotation, cellular component: endoplasmic reticulum membrane; nucleus. Gene Ontology annotation, biological process: positive regulation of DNA-templated transcription; protein autoprocessing. The record is from RefSeq and is a predicted model, not a curated record. Bases 728 to 5344 code for a protein of 1538 amino acids.
UCUCAGUAUUUUUUAAGGCAUUAGAUAUAUUCUAGAUACAUACUUGUAUCUGUCACAUCUUCCUUAUCCAAAUGUGAAUUUCUCGUGUCCACUUGUUUUUGUAAUUAUUAUUUUUUUUUGCAAAUAAACGUGUUUUUAUUUUGUGUGUACAUUUUCUCUUUCUUCUUCUAUAAACCAGGUCUUGGAAUUUUAAGUUUUGUAUCUUUUUUUAUCUUGGACGGACGGUAAAAAAUUGUUAAUCCGCAAUACCUAUACGAAGUAGUUAAUUAAACAAAAAAAUUGAUAGAUUUCGGUAGAAGUGAUUUGUUAAACAAAUUUGUUGAAAAUGGAUAAAUUAUUUCUAUUCAGAAAUUAAAGUCUUAAUAAAUGUGAUUUUAAACACAAGGAAGGAUCAAAAAUCCGAAUUUCAUAACUGAGAUUUUCGUUGUUGUCGUUAAUCUAGGUAUACGAAGGUGAUGAAGGUUUUAACUCAUAAAAACGUGUUUUGUUACAAAAAAUAACAUUCUAGAGCCUUGUAAAUAACAUUUCUGGUACCUAUAUAUUUUACAAAAGUGAUGUAGACUGAAUAUGGCGAGUGAGUGAUAAGAGCGCGAUAGCCACAAAUCCACCAGAUCGUGUAUAUUUAUGUACCUACAAAAAAAAUUAAAAUCACAAAUUUUCAAAGAAACUAUCAGAUAUCAUCAAGAAUGUACUAUUUCAAUGGAAUCAAUAGAACUUUUGUAAGGAUAUGGAUUUCCUAACUGAUCCGAUUUUUACGGAUUUCGGUCGAUCAGAUUUUAUAGGUGGAAUCGAUAAUGAAGCGUUGGACUUUGGUCAUUUGGAACAGUUCAUGCAUGUUACGGUAUCGACAGGCGGUGGUGAUGUUUCCCCUACUGUUUCGGCUGUCGACGUAAGCAAUGGUCUUGCAACGACAAUUCCAAUAAAUACUAAUCGGAGCAACAACAACAGCAAUGGCACUGUACAGCCGCACUUGCCAGAGAGUCCGCCUGAUUCGGGAUCGGAACCACCAUUCAGUCCAGCCGAUUUACAGGGCUUAACACUAACAUCAAGAGCAACCACAAAUUGUUCGGCUACAAAUAAUGAUGGUUCCAUUAUUGACGCUGAAAGUCUUUUAGUUCAGCGACAGCAUAAUGUGAAACCAACAGAUCUUCACACAACGUUGUCACAUAAUUUAACAAGCAGCGUUCACCAUCAACAAACACAGCAUCACACGCACAAUCAGCAACAUUCUCAGCAGCAGCAGCAGCACAAUCACAAUAUUCACCUGCAUCAUCUUUACGUUGAACAUAGCGAUCAACAUGCCUUGUUGAUUGCACCACCAACAGCUCCUCAUUUACAUCAGCAGCAAAUGCAUCACGUCGAUCCAACAAAAACGAUAUCAAUCGCAUCACCAUCAGCAGUAGUUGUAGGUAAUGGUAUCUACAACGCAGACGAUAGGCACGAUGCCAGAGAGCUUCCAGAUAGUUUACUGGCCAUAGAUAGCCAUCAACAUCUCCAGCAGCAGCCUAAUCCUUCUCAUACGACCAAUAAUAUCCACAACGUUGUUAUAAACGAAGUAGUGGACAUGGUUCCUCAAAGAGCCCCGUUUAGUCGACAAAUGAUGAAUCCACAGCAUCAGCCACAUGCUCCUUCAAUAAUUCCAUCCGAUGUAUACAUGGGAACUCCUGCUCCUAUUAUAGAAUCAGCGAAUUCAAAGGUUCAACCACCUACUCGUAAACGAAAGCUGUCUCAGGUUGACUGUUGUGCUUCUAUAAUGACCAUAAAACCGGAACCAGGUUCGACAUUAAGUCCAAUGUGCCAGCAAAACAUCAACCCAACAUCACCAGUAAGCAUAAACAUGCAACAAAUUGGUGUUGGUACCCUCCAUGGUGGAGGUUCACCGUCCUCAUCUUCCCUCUCUCCGACCAGCACAAGUCUAUCUCUGUCCAAUGACAACAACAGCCUCGAUGGUGGUGGCUCAGGGACCCCAAAUGGUGCUACUUUCGUUGGCUCAAAUGCAACGGAUUCGUCCAGUGAAUCUUCCCCAAUGCAAUGCAUUCGUUUCAGUUCAUUCCAGCAACACAACUGGCAUACUUUAUGCGACCAAAGCCUUCAAGAAUUAACUAUAGCGCAUUAUAGGGUCGAUGCGGACAAAGGCUUUAAUUUUUCCGUCUCCGAUGAUGCCUUCGUGUGUCAGAAAAAAAACCACUUUCAAAUUACUUGUCAUGCUCGACUGCAAGGUGAUGCUAAAUUCGUGCGAACUUCAUCUGGUCUAGAAAAAAUUAAAUCCUUCCAUUUGCACUUUUAUGGAGUUAAACUUGAGGCUCCUAAUCAAACUAUUCGUGUGGAACAAAGUCAAUCGGAUCGAUCAAAGAAGCCCUUCCAUCCAGUUCCAAUUGAUUUGCAAAGCCAUUUGGUCAGUAAGGUGACCGUAGGUCGACUGCAUUUCUCCGAAACAACCAACAACAAUAUGCGAAAAAAAGGCCGUCCAAAUCCCGAACAACGAUAUUUUCAGUUGAUUGUUGGCCUCCAUGUUCAUACACACUCCGGCCAUUUUCCCGUUGUGAGUCAAGGCAGCGAGCGGAUUAUAGUCCGUGCCUCUAAUCCGGGGCAGUUUGAAAGCGACGUUGAGCUCUGCUGGCAACGUGGCCUCACCCCGGAAUCAAUAUUCCAUGGAGGUCGUGUCGGUAUCAAUACUGACCGACCUGAUGAAAGCCUUGUCAUUCACGGCAAUCUCAAAGUCUCUGGCCACAUUAUUCAACCGAGUGAUAGCCGAGCUAAGCAAGAAAUAUGUGAACUGGAUACUGCAGUGCAGCUAAGAAAUCUCCAAAAGAUUAGAAUAGUUCGAUAUCGUUACGAGCCAGAAUUCGCUAUACAUUCCGGCCUCAAGUCCAAGAAAGAUAACGAGGAGAUUAUUGAUACAGGAGUUAUAGCCCAAGAAGUGCGAGAAGUCCUGCCUGAUGCUGUAACUGAAGCUGGGAGUAUUGUUCUUCCUAGUGGGCAAGUCAUCGAGAAUUUCCUGCUAGUAAACAAGGACCGUAUUCUAAUGGAAAACAUUGGUGCAGUCAAGGAAUUAUGUAAAGUAACCGGAUCCCUUGAAACUCGAAUUGAGCAACUGGAGAAGAUCAAUAAUCGUUUAGUAAGGAGGCAAGAAAUUGAAAGGAACAAACACAAAUGCAAGCAUUUUCUACUGGAUGACGGAGUGACCGAUGGGGUAGACGAGCUAUGUUCAAAUCGGACAAUUCAAAUGAUGAUUAUUAUUUUAGUAAUAAUAAUGGCAACAUGCUUGGUAGCAGUUUCAACAUUAUAUUUCGUCGAACACAACAAGCCACGUUAUAUGAAACGUUUAGAUCGUUACGACAUUAGUCAUAAUCCAUUUUCUCGUGAUGCAAUACUCGUUAACAGUAAUAAUAACAAUAAUCCAAGAAAUCCUAACCAUAACGGUUACCAUACCAAUAAAAAUGGAAAACUUAUUCUACACACUCAUACACAACGUCCACCUAUAGCAGUACCUACAGUUUCGAUGCCACAAUCGCUACCGAUCUACUCAGCCCAGAUUUCGUCCAAUAUGCAACCAUUACUUGCCGCCGCCCAAUCGCCCAGCAUUCCAAUUUCGGUGAUACCUCCUGAAUCAUAUCCGUCACUUGAAACUAGCUUCCAUAGUUCUUCAUAUAUGAACUCGGAUAACUAUGGUGGUUCACCCAAUGAUGAUCUAACAGCAGGAAUACCUCUUCCUGUUGUUAUAAUUAGCCAAUUCAACAACAAAACCGCAAACAGCAAGAACAAAUCAAAAUGGCCUCCACCGUCUUCGUCGGCGGGUGCAUUAGCAACUGUCAUUCCAGCAGCUAUAACCUACUCGAACAAUUUUAAUGAACCACCGACGGUUUUAGUUGAGGACAAUCUCAAUGUGAGUGAGACCUCAUCCGAAAAAGCAGCCGAUUCGAUUCCGGUGAAUCCUGAUUUUGAAAAUAAUUCCAUUGAUGGAACUGAUCAAAAGCCCGAAACACGUGGUGGAGCUAAUAAUCAAAAAUUAGAUUCAUCUAUUGAACAUGUAAUAAGCAAUAGUGGUGGAAGCACGAAUCGAAGUGAUGGCCGUGGGUUGAGUGGAGAAAAUAGUGUUUUGGCAGGAGCAGUCGAAGUACCUGCGGUGGGCGUGGCAACAAAAAAAAUUGACAGCAGUGGCGAUUCCUCUACAUCCUCUUCAGCAACUUCGACAAUAUUUGUCGUAUAUAAAAACAUACAAAAUAAAAAUAUUAAUGACACAAUGGUGAGCAAGCAAGUGGUGAAUUUCACUAUUGAAACUCCAUCGAUUACAAACAAAAGUCGUGGCAUUGACUCAGAGGACUCAGAUUUACAGAAUCUCGGUAACAACGAUGAUUCUACUGACGACCAGAGCUUCUCUGAAACUGUUGCAGCUUCAAUUAUUGAGAAGACAUUUGCUCUAACACCAAUCGGCAUUCCUGAUCACUGUGUUAAAAUUAAAGUGGAAGAAAUAUCUAAUUGUCAAUCAGCUUGCUUUGAAGAUUCCAAUAUUCUUACAAUAUCACCUAAGAACCCAGAAACUGAAAUUCGACGUCGACAUAUUCAAAAACAAGGUUCAGGCAAUACGACUUCUGGAACAUUGUUGUCAUCGUCUUAUAAUGUUAAUAGUUCACCCACAGCUGGGAACACAACAAAAUCCAACUAUGCUAAGUCACAAUCAAUAAUAGCACCAUCAGUCAGUUCAUUAGCAUCGGAAUCUGCGAAACGAAUUACCACCGAUGGUAUUGACGAUGACCAAGACCACGAAGUUUCUCAACAGCCUCAAAUUGAAGACCAUGAGGAGGCUUCUUUACUUUUCAAAGAUAAAAAGCCAACUCACAAGGACUCGAGACGAAAAAUAGACACAGUUGAAGCACAAUCGGUUAACGAUCAACCAAGAAUCUCCUCAGAAUGUUCAACUGUGAUUCCGUGGCUACUAGCAGACACAUUUAAUGUCUCGUUGGGUUGUGAGGAAAUUUGCUUGAAUGGCGGAAGUAGCUUUAAUGUAACUUAUAUCAUACCGUUAUCGAAAUACCUAAAAGACACAAACGUAGAAUUGCAUUUAGUGGCACCACUCAGUCUUCAUUGGACGGUUUGCAAUAAUAAAGAAAAGGCUAAACGUGACGGUGCUUAUUUUAUGACUCCUCUUAACAAUGGAAAAGUAUUUCAAAAAAGUCAAAAUGUUUCAAUAUUUUAUUUUACUAUUCCGGGCCAUGGGCAUUUUGAACGUUUAAUUGAAUUACGUGCUGCAAUAGAUUCUAAUAAGAAUUUAUGCCAAGAGCAAAGGGAUGAAACAAAUGUUUUACUUCAGUACAAUAUUAGAAUAGUAAGAGAUUGUGAUUAGCAAAUUUGUAUUUAAACAAUACAAACAAAAACACGAUUACCCGACAACAAAUAUUUAAUGCAAUAAAAUUGAGAACUACUCGUUAUGUUUUCUUUUCGUCUAUUAGUAUUUUUUUCCUUAAAUCUAAGAUAUAUCAUACUUUUUCCUUGAAUAAGUUAAGUAAUUGUAAACCUUAAACUAAUAUCAUUCCAAAAUAUCUAUAUCUAGAAAUUUUAAUUUAAUAAAAAUAAAACUGUGUUGAACAAAUUCCAAAUAAAAAAAUUCCAAACAAAAAAAUAUUAUUAAAAAAAGGGAGUACGAUGUUAAUGUUCACUUUCUUUAAAACAAAAAAAAAAAACUUUGAUAAGUGUGAUAAGAUAAUUUCAAAUCAACGGUAUCUAUGUUUUUAAAUGAAGAGAUCUAAUCAAAUCUAUCUACUUGACGUGGUUUUUCUUCAAAUGAAGAGAUAUCACGAAGAUGUGAAGCAUAUAAGCUCAUGUGCACACUCAUCGGGAAAGUUCAAAGUCAUUUUAAAUAUCGUACUGUAUUCAAUUUGUUUAACCUUUCAAAAUAACUAUUAAGAAAAUGUUCUUUAUUUAUGAGCACUAUAAUAAUUUUUCUAAGAAUCACAAAUAGAACUAAAUGCUUUUAGCUCUAAGCCGACGAUAUGACUUACUCAUUUAAAGAAAAUAUUUGUUAUUAUAUUUUUAGUUUGACGAAAUAUUUUACUAAGAACUUCUCUUUUAAAUUUUUUAAAGACAAAACUUAGAACUAUAAUACGAAUCUUAUUUAUAUACCGUUAUAUAUAGAUGUAAAAAAUUAAACAAGAAAUAAUUUUAAUAAUAAAAAUAUAUAAUACAUAUGUAAUUCGUUAAA